Molecule: messenger RNA, 5556 nt
Organism: Cervus elaphus (red deer)
Lineage: Eukaryota; Metazoa; Chordata; Mammalia; Artiodactyla; Cervidae
Gene: PXN
Product: paxillin
Exons: 15
Coding region: 848-3682 (944 amino acids)
Biological process (GO): endothelial cell migration; substrate adhesion-dependent cell spreading; transforming growth factor beta receptor signaling pathway
Source: RefSeq, a predicted model, not a curated record
AAUCUGGAAGUCUGAGCAGAGGGGGCCGAGAGACGAGACCAUCCCCUGGAAGGGAGCCGGCCCCGCUGUCCACGCGGCCCCUUCCUUAGGCAGGGCCCAGCCCUGCGCCCUGCUUGCAUCCUGAGCUCUUGCGGCUUCUUCUCAGACCCUCGAGGUGACCAAGGCCGCCCCGGUGGUCAGCAGGGGCGGAAACCUCUCGCCUGGCGCUCUGAGCCCAGCAGGGUGGGCAGGCCGGAAGGCCGGGCCUCUCCAGGUCCGGCAGGGAAGGGACUUGCUGUCUGUGUGAGAGGCCGGGUCUCACCAUAAAUGGCGGGGAGGGACGGCUGGCCCUGGGCCGCUGGGACGGCCUGUACCGGAGCUCUCGGGGCAGGAUCCACUCCACCCUCCCUCGGCUUCUCAGCUCCUAAGGAGACACCUGCCUGGGCCAUGCAAGCUGAGUUAAAGUGGCCUGCAGAAAGAAGACGCCCUGCUGGCGGACCUGGAGUCCACGACCUCCCACAUCUCCAAGCGGCCCGUGUUCUUGUCUGAGGAGACCCCCUACUCCUACCCGACUGGGAACCACACGUACCAGGAGAUCGCCGUGCCGCCCCCCGUCCCACCGCCCCCAUCCAGUGAGGCCCUCAACGGCACGGUCCUCGACCCCUUAGACCCCUGGCCAGCCAGCACCUCCCGAUUCGCCCACCAGCAGUCUCAGUCCUCAUCCCCCGUGUACGGCUCCCACGCCAAGACUUCCAGCGCCCCCAGCCCCCAGGACAGUGGCGGGCCCCCGUGUCCCCGAGCCGGCGAGGAAGAUCACGUGUACAGCUUUCCCAAUAAGCAGAAGUCAGCCGAGCCUUCGCCCACCGUCAUGAGCGCCUCCUUGGGCAGCAACCUCUCUGAGCUCGACCGCCUGCUGCUAGAGCUGAACGCUGUGCAGCAUAACCCCCCGGGCUUCCCCGCAGAUGAGGCCAACUCCAGCCCGCCGCUGCCGGGGGCUCUGAGCAGCCACUACGGCGUCCCGGAGAAUAACAGCCCGCUGGGGGGUAAAGCCGGACCACUGACCAAAGAGAAGCCCAAGCGGAACGGCGGCCGGGGCCUGGAGGACUUGCGGCCCAGCGUGGAGAACCUCUUGGAUGAGCUGGAGAGCUCCGUGCCCAGCCCCGUCCCUGCCAUCACUGUGAACCAGGGCGAGAUGAGCAGUCCCCAGCGAGUCACCUCCAGCCAGCAGCAGACGCGCAUCUCUGCCUCCUCCGCCACCAGGGAGCUGGAUGAGCUGAUGGCCUCACUGUCGGAUUUUAAGACCAGCUCCUCCUCUGCUGUGGCCUUGAGCUCCUUGGGGCUGCCACCUGGCUCAGCUCCAUCCUCACACCACAGCCUCCCCCCUCCACCUCCUCCCGGGCCCUCUGGAGGCCUGCCACCCCCUUGGAAGCCCUCCCCUCAAGGCCACAGUCACACCCGGGGAGUCCUCUGCGCCGAGGACAACGUGGCCCCUGGCCAGCUCGAUUUGGCUGGCCUUGGGCUGAUGCCUGAAACCCCCAACUCAAGGUCUCCCUCCACGGAGGGUUGGCCGGGGCCACUGGUUGUAGAGAGCCAGGCUCGCGUUUGGAAGGACCCACCGGACCAGGUCGGGGAGCUCUGCAGGGCGCCUCCCGGCCACACUCUACCUUAUGCUGGGGGCACAGGUCCCCAGGAGCCUGGGGCCCCCCAAGCACCGUCGUCCAACACUUUGCACCUGGAGGAGGCAGUGGCUGCCACUCGGCAGGGGCCAUGGGCUCUGGGGGCGCUCAGGCCUGAGCCCCCGCGGGGAGCUGCGCCCAGCUUCCACGAGGUCACCGAGUCAGCCAUUGUGGCCGUGGACCGUCAGGCCGUCUUCCCGGAUACCUGGAGCCUCGCGGAGGAACGUGGAUGGCAGGAGAGGGCAAGGCCUGAGCCAGGGGUGCCGGAGAGCAGCCGCCGCACCCCCAUUGAGGAUGAGCAGCUAGGUGGAGAGACGCCCACGGCGGGCGGCCUGGUCAGGCCAGCCCGGGGACCUGAGACCCCCAGGAGGCCAGAGGGUGCCACCGAAGCCGCCACCGAGGCCAGGACGGGCCAGGCAGAACUCCCACGGGCUGUGGCCAUGGACACACCCAGCACCACCGAGAGGAUUUCCACGGCUGGCCAGAUCCGCUCGGUGAUCAGGAGGAGCCGGGAGACCGGCCACGCUCACCCUAUGUCCCGGGAGCCCUCCCCUCGCCGCCGGCUGGACCCCGCCACCCUAAGCAGGACCCCGUCCCAGGAGCGGCUCAUCGCCGAGCUGCAGGGUCGGCUGGGCAUCCGGCCGGAGGCAGAGGAGACCGCGGGGGCCACAGGGGCCUCUGCCGAGGACUGGCUGACCGAGGGCGUCGUCAUCACUGUGCAGCCGCGUGGGAGGCGGGCUGGGGGGCAGCUGGUGGAGAAGGUCGUCUUUCCUCCUGGCUCUCCAAUUCCCCUGCGGAGAACCUUCUCUGUUCUGCCUUCUCCUCCUCCUCCUCCCAGCCCUCUGCUCCAGCACCGCAAAGACGCCUCCUCAGCCAGCAGCUCUCCUCCCCCGCCCAGCCCACCCACCCCCUCCACCCCGGGGCCCGCCGCUAUCCCCUGCGGCCCCUCCGGGGUCCAGAGCACUGGGAUGGGGCUGCGGGGAGUCGGUGUGCAGGGCCCCGCCCCGCGCGCAGCUGCAUCCAGCUCCGUGAGGUCCAUAGGCUGCCAGACAGACGAGGAUCCGCUCUUCCCCCCGAUGCAGAUGCAGGGCCUGGAACAGAGAACGGAUGGCGAGCUGUGCUGGGCGGCCGGCUGGCCUCUGAAUGGCAGGCAGAGCGGCCCCGAAGGGCAGGACGCGGGAGGGUUCAUGGCCCAGGGGAAGACGGGGAGCAGCUCUCCCCCAGGCGGCCCCCCGAAGCCCGGGAGUCAGCUGGACAGCAUGCUGGGGAGUCUGCAGUCUGACCUGAACAAACUGGGGGUCGCCACGGUCGCCAAGGGAGUCUGCGGGGCCUGCAAAAAGCCGAUCGCGGGGCAGGUGGUGACGGCCAUGGGGAGGACCUGGCACCCGGAGCACUUCGUCUGCACCCACUGCCAGGAGGAGAUCGGCUCCCGGAACUUCUUCGAGCGGGAUGGACAGCCCUACUGUGAAAAGGACUAUCACAACCUCUUCUCCCCGCGCUGCUACUACUGCAACGGGCCCAUUCUGGAUAAAGUGGUGACGGCCCUCGACCGGACGUGGCAUCCGGAGCACUUCUUCUGCGCCCAGUGCGGCGCCUUCUUCGGGCCUGAAGGGUUCCACGAGAAGGACGGCAAGGCCUACUGCCGGAAGGAUUACUUCGACAUGUUCGCGCCCAAGUGCGGCGGCUGCGCCCGGGCCAUCCUGGAGAACUACAUCUCGGCCCUCAACACCCUCUGGCAUCCUGAGUGCUUCGUGUGUCGGGAGUGCUUCACGCCGUUCGUCCACGGCAGCUUCUUUGAGCACGAGGGGCAGCCCUACUGCGAGGCGCACUACCACGAGCGGCGGGGCUCCCUGUGCUCGGGCUGCCAGAAGCCCAUCACGGGCCGCUGCAUCACCGCCAUGGCCAAGAAGUUCCACCCGGAGCACUUCGUCUGCGCCUUCUGCCUCAAGCAGCUCAACAAGGGCACGUUCAAGGAGCAGAACGACAAGCCUUACUGCCAGAACUGCUUCCUCAAGCUCUUCUGCUAGGCGCCCGCGUCCCUCCCCGCCUGCCCCUUCCCCGGCCCAGCCUCCUGACUGCUGCUGGGACCCAGAGGCCUCGUCCCAGGGGGCCGGGGUGGGGGGCGGUGGCGAAGGGGCCCGACUGAAACUGGAACUGUGUCCUCGGCGAUGGCGAUGGCUUCCCUUUCCCCCUGCCAGCGCCUCUGGGCCGCCUCCCUCCUCCCGAGGCUCCCCCGAGGCGGAGGCUGGAGAUCCCACCUGCGUCCCCACGAGCCCGCCUGGCCAAGCCAGCACCCCACACUGGAGCCAUUGCUUACUCGUAUCUCGGCAGUGAAGCCGGGGGUGGGGAGGGCAGGCAGGCUCAGACGAGGCCUCUUUGCAUCCUUAUCCCCCACCCCAACCUCGUCAGCCCUGUUCCGAGAGUACUGGGGGGACGCCAGCUCCCCCCAGGCAAUGCCAGCAUCCACCCACCCAUCCACCCAAGGGCGGACGUGCCCACGGGGCCACAGAAGGCUCCUCGCGUGCCUCCUGCCCUUCCCAUCUCCCCAGGCCUGGGCAGCUGCCCCCAACACCUGCCCCCCGCCCCCCUACAACUGCUCUGGUUCUACUGAGAAAGGCCUCUCCAGCAAUAAUGUUUUCUAGUCACUUCCUCCAUCUCCUGGGACGGCGUGAGGUGGCGAGUGUCACCCCGUUGCCUGGACACUGUACCGACUUUGAUAGUUUUCUACACUGAGGUUUGAAUUCGUAUCGUCUGAGUUGCUUUUACUUCUCUAUAUGAAGAUGAUUUUGAAGAGGUUUUACCAAUGUCUCCUUUUGUACGCCUCCCCCGCGUGCCGCCGCUGGCCCGGUGCACACCGCGGUGGCUGCGGGACGUGCGGGGCCUGCCUUGUACUGAGGGCUCGGGGCGGGGAAGCAAUUCAUAUUUUAUUUUUUUCUUAGCAAAGCAGGUGAACGGGGAGCGGCUCUGUUGACUCUCCAUCUGUAACUUCACAGCUCACCAGGACUGUUUUUAUAAACUGCUGUAUUUCGAACCCCCUUCCUUACUCCCCAGGCCAGCAAGCUCUUCACUGAGACCGGCCUGAAGGGUGUCUUGCCCUCUGGGGCCUAGAAUUCCGAACCUCAUCCGUCCUGUUUCUGAGUGGGGAGAGACGGGGAAGUCCACUCUGGGGGUGCCGUUUCCCUGUGUAAGCCGUUAGGGGCGUCCACAGAGAGACUUUCUGGCCACAAAGAGAACAUUCUUGGCCUCCCCACUGCUACUCUGGGGGCCCUUUCUUCUUCUGCCUCCUCAGGAAAGCUGGGAUCUGAUUUUGACUGUUAGUCUUGUUGAUUCUACUGGGCACGUCCUUUCCCCAAACUUCCUGCCUUCCCUGGAGACUGGUGGUGGCCCCCGGGGAGAGAGCCCACCCUGGCUGUUGCCUGGGGGCCUGAUAGGAUUCUGGGCGGAGGGACAGGAUCCCUGCGAAGCAACAGGAAGCCCCCUGAGGGUGAGACAGGCAGGGCUGGGGUUCCGGGUCAGUGGAACGGGGGCCCCUAAGUGAGGACAAGCCAGACCCACUCCACUAACCUCAUCAGAGGCUGGGUGUGCUGAGUUUCUCAAGAGGGGAAGGGGGUCCCUCCUUGGAGGCGGGGCUGGGAGCAGCCUGGGUCUGGGGAGGUCAGCCAGGCCCUGCCACAGGUCUGAUGUCUCCAUUUCUACCCAUAGGCCUUAUUGCUCUGUUUACAGUGACCCACCCCAGACCCCUCCCCUAGAGGAUCUGGGGCUUCCAGAGGUUCUACCCUCGGGGUCGAUGGUUAUUUGAUGAUUUGAUUUUUAACUUUUUUUUCCUCUGUAAACUUAUAACCUGGCUUUUUCCCAUUUUAAUUCCUGUGAUUUAUGCCAAUAAAGUUUGCCAUUAUUUUCA